This is a messenger RNA of Trichoderma breve, 792 nucleotides long. RefSeq lists its product as uncharacterized. NCBI's taxonomy places the organism in Eukaryota, Fungi, Ascomycota, Sordariomycetes, Hypocreales, Hypocreaceae. The record is from RefSeq and is a predicted model, not a curated record. The coding region runs from base 1 to 792 and encodes 263 amino acids. The transcript has a single exon.
AUGCACCCCAUGGAUGAGUCGGAUACACCAAAUACACCACAGAAUCCUCCUUGUGGUGCUGAUCUUUCUCUACGAAUGAUCAACCGAGGAGGUUAUUCCCUCCAACAGAAUCACAUACAGAGUGCUCUAAAGCUCUCUCGCCUGGGAAAUUCGCACCAAAAUUACCUCGACAGCUUGAUGAGGCCCCAUAAGCACAUUAGAGUGACGGAAUUUAUGUUUGAGCCGUCCUUUACAGAGACCUACACAGCGAGGCCUAGAAUUAUUAAUGGCCGAUUCAUCCUGCGAAGAGAGUGGGUGAUUACAGAUGAGUGUAGUGUCAUGAGACCUCUCUUCGAUCACAUCACCAUCCCCGGCUGCCCACACUUGAAUGUCUUUGGCAAGGGGAUCAUGCACUCCAAAUGGUGGAAACGGACGGCAGCCAGAUGGGCUCAGGGGGGCAACCCCAGGCUCAGAGCAAAUAUCCACCUUGAGCAGGCGAUAGAAAACGCGAUAAUAUACGAAGGGUGUGGCGUUAUCUGUUCUUGUCCACGGUGCCCGACGGACUACGAAGUCAAAGUCUCUAGGGAUAUGCGGACGGCGACGAUCCGGGCCUGGCACGACUUUGGCGGAGAGGGUGCGCCCGUGGACACUGGUUGGGACGCACAUGUAAAGACUCCUGGUGUAUUGGAUUGGGUUUACGAAGAGCUGCGGUUUGGUCAUGUUCCAGGUAGCAUUGAGAGGUUGUGGGUGUAUACCCAUGAAGAAUCAGAACUGGCAAGUCAGCAGAGGGCGUCUGGAGAGGUCAACUCAUGA